AUGCAUCGCUCUCUCACUAAUUCCGCCCUGUGUGUUCUGCCUCUCACUCACCUCUACUGUUCCUCCUCAUCCUCCCCCUCCUCCUCAUCCUCCCCCUCCUCAUCCUCCCCCUCCUCCUCAUUCUCCCCCUCCUCCUCAUCCCCCCCCUCCUCCUCAUCCUACUCCUCCUCAUCCUACUCCUCAUCCAUGUCCCCUCACCAGGCGUUCCUUCCUCACCAACGGCAGGGCGGGCUUGGGCACUUUGUCAGAGAGCACCUGUGGGUUGCGGUAUCUUCUCUAAAGCCUCUCAGCGCACCCAUCCCUACUUCAAGCGCCUAUGCUCCUCGUCUCUGGGUGCCUGCUUCUGUCGCCCUGCGCCUUCCCUCUCCUGCUUCUGCUGUUACUGGCGUGCAAGGAAGUCAAGCAGGAGACAGAGAGGAGGCGGCUGGGGGUGAGGGGGUUUCUGGAAGGGAGAGGGGGGCGGGAGGAGCAGGGGAGGAGGAGGGAGAGGAGGUGGUGCUGGGUGUGGCGGAGGACUGGCGGAGGGUGUUCAAUGAUGUGCUCUUUGUCUCUUGCACUCGGGAUCAUGAGGUUCAAACCAUCCCCCCCACCGCCUCCCACCUCCCAGCCUCCUCUCGCUCCCUCCUCUGCUGGUUACCGGCACUCUCCAGACCCGCUUCCUCCUCCUCCCCUUCCCCCCCCUCUCCCCCUUCGUCCAUACCACCUGCACCCACUACCGUCCCGGCAAAAGCAACGAGAAAAGGUGCAAGCAGGACAGCAAAAGCGGCAGCAACCAAAGCAGCAAAAGCCGCUGCUGCUGCAGCAGCAGCAGCAGCAGAAGCAGAAGCGGCAGCAGCUGCCGCGGCAGCAGCAAGAGCAGCAGCAGCAGCAGCAGAAGUAUCCACAAUCCCUCCCCCAUCUGCUGCUCUCUCCCUACGAGUAGCCUUGCUGCGCAAGGUGAUAGCUGCUGCUCUCAAGGGGGCGAUGGGCAGCUGGGAGGACAUGACUGCUGCUCCUGAAUGGCCCCGGGAGGUGGCGAAAGCAGCAGGGAAGGCUGGGGACGGAGCAGGCAUGGAUUUGGACGAGGCUGAUACUGAUGGUUCCCACACCGACAGUGGCAAUGGCAGUGACAGCACCACAGAGGAUGGUGCUGCUGCCAAUGCUGGUGCUGGUGGUGCUGCUGGUGGUGUUGCUGGUGCUGCUGCUGCUGCUGCUGCUGCUGCUGCUGCUGCUGCUGGUGCUGCUGCUGCUGACAGUGAUGCCGGAACAGACGACGAGUCUUCUCCAACCUUCCGCACGGCACCAAGUGCUGCAGAUGACGCAGAGACAGAUGCAGUAGCAGCAGAAGGAGGGGUAGGGGUGACGGCGGGAGUACAGGAAGUGUCAUCACAUGUUGUAGAUAGGCUGGCACCCUGUGUGGGGGAUGGUGGUGGUGAUGGUCGUGGUGGUGGUGGUGGUAAGAGGAAGAGGAAUGCAGGCACAGAACUUGGAAAGGAGGUGCUCGCUGGGGUAAGAGAGGGGACAGAAGCAGGCGUAGGAUUAGGAUUAGGGUCAGCAGGAGGUUCAGGGGCAAGAGCAGAAGCAGGAGAAGCAGAAGGAGAAAGAGAAGGAGCAGCAUUGAACGAAGCAGUGGUACCAGCAGCCCUGAACGUAGCAGACCCUGCAUCGCCAGUAUCAUCAGGAGGAGGAGGAGCAGCAGCAGCAAGAGGCAAGCGGUCUGGUGAUGUUCGAAGUUUCUUUUCCAGGAAACUUCCCAGCGAAGCUGCUCCCCGCGCCACUGCUGCUGCUGUCGGUGCUGCCUCUCCUGCUGUUUCUGCUGCUGCCCGCGCUGCCCGUGUAAAAACGGAAGCAGAAGGCGAAGACGGAAUGGGAGGGGAGGAAAGGAAAUCGAGUGAGAAGAGCAAGAGUAAAGGCAUGAAGAGUAGCGAGGGGGGUGGAGGAGCAGGAAGUGCAGCAAAAGGAGGAGGAGGUGGUGGUGGUGGUGGUGGUGGGAAUGGCAGUUCACUUCCACCUGAUAUCAUCAACAAGGUGGUUUUUGUCAAAGGGCUAGUCGUGGUCCCUUCCCCUCCUCACUCUCCUACUGCAACCCCUUUGGGACAGAGACAGCAGCAGCAGCAGAUGCACAGCAUGGCCUUCACUCCGCUCCCUCCUGCUGCUGCUGCCGUUGCCACUCAGGAAACUCAGUUCCCGUGUUCUUCUGCUUCUGCCUUACCCAACUUCAAGCGAUUCAAAAAGGUGUGGGGAGCCCCCCCAGGCAACACCCCUGGAAUCCUCGUGCAGUACUCUCCCAAGCCCUACCGCAAACCAAGGCCAAAUCGCGAGGAGCUGAAGAGCAUGUGGGCGCACCCACAAACCAAGGCCAAGUGCGAGGAGCUGAAGAGCAUGUGGGGGCAGCCAGUGAAGGCGUACGGGUACUGGGGCAGCGACAAGUUCAACCACAAGUAUCUCAUGGACCUCAAACACAGCAACCUCUCUGGGCGGCAGGACCCCUACGACAAGGCGACCCGCGUGGCAAAUGCUGCAACCGAGGCGCAUUGUCAUCAUUGCACCAUGCCGCGCCAGCCGAAGAAAGCUGCUCAGCCAGUGAGCAAGCCCACGGACAAUGGUGUUCGCGAGUCCGCGUCCACGAGUCACCAUUCGGAGCCAGCGACGCCUCGUCCGAUGCUGAAGGAAGUGGGAGGCCCUUUCGCGGAUGAAACGCGCAUCUCGCUGGUGAAGAAGUUGAAUGAUUUGAAGUUCUCGUCCCUGGAGGAUCGCACUGCGGAGGGGUCUACUGAAGCAGGGGAGGAGAAGAAGAACACGGAUGAGGUGUCGUCCCCGGCCGUAGCUCCAGAGGUUCCUGCUGAAGGGGAAGAAGAAGAGGAGGAUGAGGAUGACGGGUACCUCAGUGAUGACCCGGAGGAACGUUUUGACCCCGUGAAGGCGGGGGAGAUCGCCGCGCGUGCUGGCUUUUCAAUCACGCUGCUGAUCCCGAUCAAGUACGAAGAGGAGGUGGAGCGGACUAUUGACACGGUUAAGGGUCUGCUGGCGCUGUGGUGA
Closterium sp. Naga37s-1 is the source of this 3018-nucleotide messenger RNA. The record is from the annotation of a GenBank genome assembly. Lineage: Eukaryota; Viridiplantae; Streptophyta; Zygnematophyceae; Desmidiales; Closteriaceae.